Messenger RNA from Hyaloscypha bicolor E, 1048 nucleotides. RefSeq lists its product as uncharacterized. The transcript has 2 exons. NCBI's taxonomy places the organism in Eukaryota, Fungi, Ascomycota, Leotiomycetes, Helotiales, Hyaloscyphaceae. The record is from RefSeq and is a predicted model, not a curated record. The coding region runs from base 115 to 996 and encodes 293 amino acids.
CCCUGGCCGAGCUACGUUUUAUUUAAGAGUACCAUGAUGCUUUAAAUACUCCCUCUCGAUUCUUAGCACGUCGUCUCUUGGCCCUCGCUACGCCUGACACACUUUCCAUCCAAGAUGACCUCAUUCCUCCUCCUUCAAUCGUUGAUAUUGUAUCUCGCCCCUCUCGCCUCAGCGACAUGUUACUAUCCCGAUGGCACGAUCGAGACAAGCAAUGAGUACCAACCUUGUGUCGCGACGGUAGGAACAUUCUCCAUGUGCUGCGCAACGAACCGCGCCCAACUCCCAGAUCAAUGUCUCCCCAAUGGAUUAUGUCACAAUCCGUGUGCAACUUCGGGCUUCUGCGGUGACUCGACAGGUGGCCAAUACUGGCGUGAGUCGUGUACGGACCCGACUUGGAGCAGCCCCUAUUGUUUGAAGAACGUUUGCACGAAUAAGGCUCAGAGUGGCGGUUCGUCUAAUGGUACUGCUGCCGUAUCCCUUUGUGUUGCAGACGGGACGUGGUGCUGCGGAGGAGACUUGAAUUCAACUGCCUGUUGCGCGUCGAAUGUCGUUCGGGUUGCGAUAGCGGCGACGGUGGGAGUAUCGAGCACGAGCACGAGCACGAGCACAAGCACAAGCACGAGCGCUACGAUAUCUACGAGCAACACUAGCAACCCGACAAUAACGAGCACCGGCACUUCAACAUCUUCAAGCGCAAUACCACCGGUAUCGUCAAGCAAUAACGGGGAGAGGGUUAAGCUGGGGGUUGGCCUCGGAGUUGGAGCUGCAUGCAUACUUGUUACUGCCAUUGCUGCUUACCUCUUGUUAAGGAAAAGCAGACGAGAAAAAGAGCAAUACGGGUCGGUCCAAAGUGGAAAUACCCAAGGAUAUGUUGGUCCAAUUGUCUCGCCAAAGGCAGAGUUGGACACUAGGGUUUAUGAGAGAGCCGAGCUAGGUUCGGGAAAUCAUCAGACGCCAUAUUCGGGGAAUGUAGUGUACCAUGAAGUUCAUGCUUGAGACAAAAAGGCAAAUCAAGUUUACAAAAGUACUUUGAGGAUGCAUCCCUUUC